AGAUUUUGUAGUGAUUCGAAGAACGGUCGUGAUUAAAUGGCUCUGACUUACGUGAUCUCUUCGCUUCUCCUAUCUGUUGUUGUUGCAAAGCCAUUGUCGGAUACUCCUCCGCAAUGGUCUAACGCUUACACCGUCUCUGGCGUGCUGCGCUUGCCAUAUGCUGAAAUCGUGGAACCUAUGGAGGUUUGGUUUGACGGUGAAAAUGGCAGGAGCAGGAUCGAUUAUUAUUCAGGGUUGGACAUUACAAUUCAGCGAGAAGAUGUUGGGAUGUUUGGUUCAAGUUACAGAGUCUGUCCAGAGACCACUGAGACUGAGUUGAAUGUGAAAACCUGCUUUCAAGUGAAUGGAACCAAGGAUGCCCCAGUGAAAAUACAGUCAGUUUUACCUGACCUCUCAAAUUUCAAGUUUGGUGGCUAUGGUGACUGUAUUGUAGGCAACUGUACAGUAUGGACUUACACUCAAACAGAACAACACAAAGUUAACACAUACAACAUGUAUACAUCCCAGUCUGAACCACCAAAUCCUGUUCACUAUGAAAUGUUGGGCUACGACACUCUUUUGGGUUCUCACUAUGACAAAUAUUUGAUUGAUUUUAUGGAUUAUUCACCUCUAAUGCCACCUGCUAAAGUGUUUGAGAUCCCAGGUAUGACUUGCAGAGGUUUCCCUGGACCUGGAGCAAUGACAAGCUUAUUGGCAAAUCCUAUGCAAGAGUUUGUUGAACCCUAUGGCCAUGAAAAAGUACAUGAGCUGUUUGAACACUUCCUGAUAAAGCACCCCAAAAAAUAUGCCAACACAGUGGAGAGGGAGGAACAUCACAGGCGCAGAGAUAUCUUUAGGCAAAAUUUGAGGUUCAUAAAUUCGCACAAUCGUAAGCACGUUGGUUUUCAAGUAGCUGUAAAUCAUCUGGCAGAUCGCUCAACUGAAGAGCUCAGAGUACUUAGGGGGCGUACUUAUACAGAAGGAUACAACGGUGGCCUUCCAUUUAAACCAGACUUGUCAACUUUGAAGGAUGUCCCGGAUACUAUGAAUUGGCGACUUUAUGGAGCGGUGACCCCUGUGAAAGAUCAAGCAGUGUGUGGGUCGUGUUGGAGUUUUGGCGCCACCGGAACAAUUGAAGGUGCAUUGUUUCUCAAGACGAAGAAUCUUGUCCGCCUUUCUCAACAAAAUCUGAUUGAUUGUUCUUGGGGUUUUGGUAACAACGGAUGUGAUGGCGGAGAGGAGUUCCGAUCAUAUCAGUGGAUAAUGAAGCAUGGUGGUAUAGCGACGGAAUAUACCUACGGACAGUAUCUGGCACAGGAUGGGAGAUGUCACUCAGGGACUAUUGGUGCCAAAAUAGAAAGCUAUGUAAACGUUACCUCAGGAGAUCUUGAAGCGCUCAAGAUUGCCAUCGCUCAGAAAGGGCCAGUAUCAGUUGGAAUAGAUGCUUCGCACAGGUCGUUUGCUUUCUACUCGUUUGGAGUGUACUACGAGCCUCAGUGUGGAAAUAAACCCGAAGAUUUGGAUCACGCAGUGCUUGCCGUUGGAUACGGCACCAUGAAUGGGCAAGCUUACUGGCUGAUAAAGAAUUCGUGGUCUACACACUGGGGCAACGAUGGCUAUGUCCUCAUGUCUCAAAAGGAUAAUAACUGCGGUGUUGCGACAGAUGCAACCUUUGUUAACUUAGAAUAGCUUAGAAUCGCUUGGCUGCUUAAUUCAAAUCAUUGAACGAAUCGGUUUUAAACUAAAGUAGAAUCUGGUUCUCUCAGUGACUGAAACAGCUUCUUAACUCUAGAGGGCUGAAACUAAAACUAUAAACUAUCUGGUGAAUAUUGUAAAUGAUUCGCGAGAGCAAUAGCUUAUUAAACCUAUUUUCGCAAA
Messenger RNA from Pocillopora damicornis (cauliflower coral), 1857 nucleotides. RefSeq names its product digestive cysteine proteinase 1. Gene Ontology annotation, molecular function: cysteine-type peptidase activity. The record is from RefSeq and is a predicted model, not a curated record. NCBI's taxonomy places the organism in Eukaryota, Metazoa, Cnidaria, Anthozoa, Scleractinia, Pocilloporidae. Gene Ontology annotation, biological process: proteolysis.